AUGAAUGGAUACUGGAGUGAUGUGGACGAGUGGGCUUGGGAAUCGUCCCCUCCAACCGACGAAUUACCCGCUCGAAAUGAAACAUCAGGAGACCAUUCCUCAGCUCUUGAUUCGGAAGUGACAAUCGUGUGGCCAAUCAGUCUUAUCUCUCAUCGAGAAGUUGAAGAAGUUCUUCGCAGGCACCGGUCUGAAACGGAGGCUGAGAAGUUUCUCAAUCUUUCUGCUAAAGAGAGGAGCAGACGCACUUGGGAUCGCCUUGAGGAAAAGAUGGUCACCAUGUUCAAAAUGCUUGGUGUUGAUAAUUGUGGCGCAAAUGAGGGUGAAGAAGAAGAAGUCCUUUCUGGGGGUUUUAUUGACAAAUCAUUGAGUUUAGACGGUGAUAUUGAUGAACAUGUUGAAAUGUUGUGCUUGAUUGAUGCUGGUGAUAUUAAAUCGAGUCUUAGUUAUGAUUAUAAUGUGAUUGGUGAUGAUUCGUUAUCAAAGAAUGAAUUGAUUGUUGUGGAGAAUGAAUUGAACGAUAUUGUCACCAAGCCUGCCUAUGAGGGUGCUAAUUUGAAUCAUACUGAUGCUGGUUUGUCUAAAGGUGAAUUGAAUCUAGUUGAUAGCUUUGUGCAUGUACUGAAAACCUUGGUUGGAAUGAUUAAUCGGGAUCAAUCUUGGGAGCUGUUGGUAUCUCGUUUUAGAGGGGGUACAAGGGUCUGCUUGAAUUUGACCGUUGAUAGCUUUGGAGUGAAUUGUAGCACUGGUUUCUGGUUGAACAUGCUGGAUGAGAACCCUGUUGAAGUUGGUAAAGCCUCUCCUAUGCCUGUGAACCAACUGUGGUGUAAAGCUUGGGUUGAGAGGGCAACUGGUUUUAGGGGAGGAACCAUGUUGUUUAAAAUAGAGAAUUGGAUUCAAAUGUCUACUUGUUUCAGUGCUGGUGUCCUAGAAUUUGAAGGUCACUGGAAGCGUCUGACAUUACUGAAAGAAUCAAACUUCAUUUGGAAGGUUGCUUGGUUGGAACUACUGAUUGUUUGGGCUCAGAAGAAGAAUCAUCAAUGA
Molecule: messenger RNA, 1041 nt
Organism: Oldenlandia corymbosa var. corymbosa
Lineage: Eukaryota; Viridiplantae; Streptophyta; Magnoliopsida; Gentianales; Rubiaceae
Source: the annotation of a GenBank genome assembly